AUGUCUUCCAAGAUCAUCGUGCUUGGAAGUGUGAAUUGCCAGCUGCAAGCGGUAUUCACCAAACUUGCCAAAUUGCAGGCGAAACAGAACUUUGCAUUUGCAAUCAUUGUUGGCAAUCUCUUUGGCGACAGCUCAACAGAGACUGAGCUGAAUGAGAUCUCUGGCUUGCUCAACGGCAGCAUCAAUGUUCCUUUACCGACCUACUUCACUGUCGGUGACAAGCCACUGCCAACCCGCAUCGUGGAGAAAAUUGAGGCCGACGACGAGGUCUGCCCUAACUUGUACUUCCUUGGAAAGCGAGGCACUCUGAAGACUUCAGAAGGCAUUCGCAUUGCUGCCCUCGGCGGUACCUUGGGCAGCAGCACAGACGCCCAGUCCAAGCCGGAGUCAAAUGCCAGUGGCAAGUUCCAGACCACAUACAGCGAGUCUGAUGCUCGCGCGCUCUACGGAACCCACAGCGCAGAUAUUCUUAUCACCAACCAAUGGCCCAAGGGAAUCCGCUUCGGCUCUAAGGUGGACUUGCCCGAAGACAAGAGCCUCCUACCAGCUGAAGCUCAAUGCGUGUCCGACAUUGUCGCAACCCUCAAGCCCCGUUACCACUUCUCCGUCUCAGACGGCUUCUUCUACGAGCGCGAGCCAUUCUUCCACAUGCCAACCGAAGACAACCCCGACGCCAAACCGCUAACCCGCUUCAUCUCCCUGGCAUCCUUCGGCGGCAAGCAAAAAGCAAUGUACGCCUUCUCAAUCGACCCCAAAGCAGCACCCCCAAUCACAGUCCCAGCCGGUGUAACCGCCUCACCACUCUCUGCGCCCCAGACCAAGCGCAAGGGUCUCCCACCCCAACGCGAAUCAUUCCACCGUUUCGCCGCCCCAGAGGAAGACAGACCACGCAAGCGCCAACGUGCCCCACCCCCAGGCCCAGGCGAAUGCUUCUUCUGUCUGGCAAACCCAAACCUCGCAACGCAUCUUAUCACCUCAAUCGGCAGCGAAGCCUACCUAACAACCGCCAAAGGCCCCCUCCCACCAAACAAUUACUUCCCAGACCUGGGUUUCCCAGGCCACAUGCUCAUAAUCCCAUUCAGCCACUCACCCACCAUCACUUCAAUUCCGGAUCCGGAGACCCGUACCAGCACAUAUAACGAAAUGCAGCGCUACCGCUCUUCCCUUCACCAAAUGAUCACAGAUCGCUCAGGCGGGAAACUCGGCGCCGUCACUUGGGAAGUCAGUCGCGGAAGUGGAAUCCACAUCCACUGGCAAUUCCUCCCCAUGCCAUCCGAUCUCAUUCGCGGCGGGUUAGUUGAGGCAGCUUUCAAAGUCGAAGCUGAGAAUCUCUCAUAUCCCCGAUUCACAGCUACAUCCGCCUCAUCGGACGGAUCUACCGAGCCGGGUGAUUUCUUCCGCGUGUGGAUCUGGAGUGGCCCUCAAGCUCAAAGCGAAGGCGAGAAGCCAGACGGGGAGGCAGAGAAGAGUGAGGCGGUAGAGAAAACGCUCUUACUUGAGCUCACGCCUGAUUUUAGAUUUGACUUGCAAUUUGGAAGAAGGGUCAUGGCGAAGCUGCUUGAGUUGGAUAAGAGGAUGAAUUGGAAGGAUGCGACCCAGGCGUAUGAAGAGGAGGAGGGUGACGCAAAGGCAUUUAAGGAGGCGUUUAAGAAGUAUGACUUCUCUUUGGAAGAGUAG
Molecule: messenger RNA, 1677 nt
Organism: Penicillium atrosanguineum
Lineage: Eukaryota; Fungi; Ascomycota; Eurotiomycetes; Eurotiales; Aspergillaceae
Product: CwfJ domain protein
Exons: 2
Coding region: 1-1677 (558 amino acids)
Biological process (GO): mRNA splicing, via spliceosome
Cellular component (GO): post-mRNA release spliceosomal complex
Molecular function (GO): RNA lariat debranching enzyme activator activity
Source: RefSeq, a predicted model, not a curated record